CGCUUUUUUGCAAGUUUUACUCAUAAUGUCUAUCAAAAUGAAUAAAGUUCAACUUUCCAAAGGAAUUCUGCAGAUGAAAUUUAUGUCCCGAACGAAAGAAAAAUUAGAAAAAGAAGCAGACAAUGAAAGAGGACGAGCGCUCUAUGCCAGUGAAAUCACCGAUAAAAUGUUAAACGAAACUAUCAAGUAUGUGAUCGAACCCAGUUAUGUGCCAUGUGAAGAUCUGAUCGAAGGCAGAGUAAGCUAUGGAGGAAUAAACCCGGAAAUAGAGCGAAUUAUUGAAAUCGAAUCUGGAGAAAAUUCUUUGAAACGAGAGCAAGAGGAGGCUGCAAAACAGGCAAAGAUGCAGACGGACGUACCAGACGCAGAUAUGGCUAGGUUCUAUUCUAGUGUGGUACACACCAUUAACAAGAAAUAUGAUAAUCAUCGAAAAAGACUACAACACCCGUUACCGUUGAAUAUAAAACGUGGCCCGAACCGUAAAUAA
Messenger RNA from Anopheles nili, 487 nucleotides. RefSeq names its product M-phase phosphoprotein 6 (gene Mpp6). The coding region runs from base 26 to 487 and encodes 153 amino acids. Lineage: Eukaryota; Metazoa; Arthropoda; Insecta; Diptera; Culicidae. The transcript is spliced from 2 exons. Gene Ontology annotation, biological process: maturation of 5.8S rRNA. The record is from RefSeq and is a predicted model, not a curated record.